Nerophis lumbriciformis (worm pipefish) is the source of this 819-nucleotide messenger RNA. NCBI's taxonomy places the organism in Eukaryota, Metazoa, Chordata, Actinopteri, Syngnathiformes, Syngnathidae. The record is from RefSeq and is a predicted model, not a curated record.
AUGAUAAAGUGCUUAAGAUUCCCGUGUUGGCCCUUGUUGCCGCUGGCCCUCGUCAGCCUGCUCUCAAGAGUGCGGAUGCUGGAGUUUGGGGGGGCGCCCGGCCAGUGGGCACGCUACGGGCGCUGGGAGGCCGGCUCGGUCGGCGAGUUGAGCUUCAGCCUUAAGAGCAACAUCAGCAAAGCUUUAGUACUCUACCUGGACGACGGCGGCAACUGCGACUUCCUGGAACUACUGAUAGUCGGAGGUCGCCUCCAGCUCCGCUUCGCUAUCCACUGCGCCGAGCCGGCCAUUUUACACAUGGAGACGCGGGUGAAUGACGACCGUUGGCACAUGGUCUUGCUCACCCGUAACUACCGAGAGACUCUCCUGAUGGUGGACGGCGAGACGAAAGUGGCUGAGGUGAAGUCCAAGAGGAAGGAGAUGGCCGUGGUCAGCGACCUGUUUGUGGGCGGAAUACCGCCCGACGUACGCCUCUCUGCGCUCACCUCCAGUACGGUCAAGUACGAGCCCCUCUUCAUGGGCCUGAUCUCCAACCUGAAGGUGGGAGAGACACCACCUACCCUGCUCAACAGCCAGGGCAUCCAGAGCGACCUGGAGUACCUGUGCACCAAACAGAAUCCAUGCUUCAAUGGAGGCAUUUGCUCCAUCCAGUACGGAGAGGUUCAAUGCGACUGCACCCAUACCCGCUUCAAGGGGAAGUACUGCAAGGAAGGUAAGGGGCUCACCUACCUGAUUGAUUGCAUCAGAAGUUUCAGAUUGUUGUUGGGAAUUUGUCGAACUACUGCAGUUUUGCGACAAUCAAGGCUGAAAAUGGGCUAA